AUGUCGGAUAACGAAGAUUCCAAGCAGUUUGCCAAGGAAAGGCCGAUAUCGUAUGUGUACCACCCCAUUCGGGGAAGGCAGAAGCGGGGAGGGAGAAGGAGGAAGGAUUGGAUUCCUCUAACAAGUGAUGCUAUAGGACCAUCGCGCGGUCCUUCUCAGCGCAGCUGAACGACGCGUUCCUAAUUGAUGACACAUUGGACCAGUUGUCCACCACGGUCGAGCAAAAGUAUUUCUCCCCUCCCAGCCAACCAAUCGCCAUCACCCCCUGCGUACCACAAGAUCCUAACCUUGCUCCGCACAAAAUAGGAAGCUCUCGGUGACCUUCCACUCAAAAGAACUGGAGGAGUUGGAAGCGCGGAUUCGCCGCGCCGAAGCUCUCCUGGAGGAGAAGAAGAAACGCUUCUCCCAGCAGCUGCCCGGUGAGAAACUCCCCGAUCCGUCGGUCCCCGGCACACACCGCGACGGGCAGCCGGUGCCAAACUGCGGCCAGCCGGAAAGCUCGCAGGCUGCGGCUGUCCCACCAAGCAGACCUGCUCCUGCCCCGCCGGUUGCCAGCGGUGGCAGCGCCGAGCCUGGAUUCGUUGUGAUUGAGAAAUCGGCCAGCAUGCCUGGCGAGUCGGGGAAUCUCCCCCCAGGUGCGACUCCUGGAGCUGGACAACCGGAGAGGAGGUUCGGUGAGCAAUAUGCCGCGAGACCACCGCCGCCUGUUCCGACUUGA
Messenger RNA from Tuber aestivum (summer truffle), 718 nucleotides. The record is from the annotation of a GenBank genome assembly. NCBI's taxonomy places the organism in Eukaryota, Fungi, Ascomycota, Pezizomycetes, Pezizales, Tuberaceae.